This is a messenger RNA of Phymastichus coffea, 4784 nucleotides long. RefSeq names its product cullin-1-like. The coding region runs from base 705 to 3026 and encodes 773 amino acids. Gene Ontology annotation, molecular function: ubiquitin protein ligase binding. Lineage: Eukaryota; Metazoa; Arthropoda; Insecta; Hymenoptera; Eulophidae. Gene Ontology annotation, biological process: SCF-dependent proteasomal ubiquitin-dependent protein catabolic process; protein ubiquitination. Gene Ontology annotation, cellular component: SCF ubiquitin ligase complex. The record is from RefSeq and is a predicted model, not a curated record. The transcript is spliced from 14 exons.
GAUAGGUAUUCUAUUUGAGUAACAUAUGUGUGUAUGUGUGUGUGUAGGUGUGUAUGUGUACCCGCGCGCGCGCGCGUGUUUACGAUCGUUAAAAUUUUGAACAGAGUUUGUUUCGGUAAGCAAAGAGGCGAGAAAGUAUUAUCUUAACAGUAGAAUGAUUAUGUAGCAGGAAAAGAAACUGUUACGUGGAACUAUGAGGGAAAGAUGGCCGUUGCCCGAACCACGCGUGUCCGCUUUCAGUUACGAAACUUUUUCUCCGCGUGGUCAGAGGCUGCGCAUUAUCAUCGACGCACGCCCCGUCUACUGGAGGAUUGGACUCUGUGAGGCCACCGGUGAUCCAGCUACGUCCCCCAAGGACGCGUAUUCGCAUUCACGGAAGAGUAUGUUUCUUGCAAACGCUUUCCGACCUUAUACUCGCUGACGAAUUGUGGAAAAUAACAGCCGAAAAGAGCUGUGCCCCGAUGCAGGCUUGGAGUUGUGUAUCUUGUGAAAACUGUGUGUCCGAAACGUGAGCUGACGAUGUCAAUUCAAGUAUUCAGCCAGCUCCAGAAUUUCACCGAAUAACCGGCAGCGGCAACUGCAGGCGCUCGCUGUGCCAGCUCCAUCUGAGUCUAUCAUUAACAUCGAAUUUUAGAUCAACGCAAGUCAGUUUGCAACAAAAAUUAACAAGCAAGAAAGGCAACAAAUUUGAAGACCAAAGCAAAAUGUCUGGCUACAGAAAUAAUCAAGGAAGUAAUCAAGGUCCUCCUGGCCUCAAACAAAUCGAUCUUGAUCAAAUUUGGGGAGAUUUAAAGGAAGGAAUUGAACAAGUCUAUAAUCGUCAGUGUAUGUCUAAACCAAGAUAUAUCAAAUUGUAUACGCAUGUUUACAACUAUUGUACUAGUGUACAUCAACAACUAAAUUCAAGACAAGUAUCAAAAAGUAAAAAAGGUCAAAUAACUGGUGGUGCACAGCUUGUAGGAUUGGAACUGUACAAAAGAUUGCGAGAUUUCCUUAGGAAUUACCUUGUUUUGCUGCUAAAGCAAGGCAUUGAUCUUAUGGAUGAAGAUGUGCUUCAAUUUUACACAAAGCAAUGGGAAGAAUAUCAGUUUAGUAGCAAAGUUUUGAACGGUGUCUGUGCAUAUUUAAAUCGUCAUUGGGUACGUCGAGAAUGUGAAGAAGGUCGCAAAGGAAUUUAUGAAAUAUAUCAACUAGCAUUGGUUACAUGGAGAGAUAAUUUAUUUAAGCACUUAAAUAGACAGGUUACCAAUGCUGUUUUAAAAUUAAUUGAGAGAGAAAGAAAUGGUGAAACAAUAAAUACACGUCUAGUUAGUGGUGUAAUUAAUUGUUAUGUAGAAUUGGGCUUGAAUGAAGAAGACCCUGGUGCAAAGGGACAAACUCUUACAGUUUAUAAAGAUUCAUUUGAAAACUUGUUUCUUGAAGACACUGAAAGGUUUUAUACACGUGAAAGUUCUGAAUUUCUUCAUCACAAUCCAGUUACAGAAUAUAUGAAGAAAGUUGAACAGAGAUUGCAAGAAGAACAAAAACGCGUUCAAGUUUAUUUACACCAAACAACACAUGAAAGAUUAGCGAAAACAUGUGAAAGAGUUCUAAUAGAAAAGCAUUUGGACAUUUUCCAUGCAGAGUUUCAGAAUUUGUUAGAUUCUGACAAAAAUUUAGAUUUAGGAAGAAUGUAUCAAUUGGUUGCGAGAAUACCAAAUGGUCUAGGGGAAUUAAGGAAUCUUUUAGAAAGUCAUAUAGCUAAUCAAGGCCUAGCAGCCAUUGAUAAAUGUGGAGAUUCUGCAACAAAUGAUCCAAAAAUUUAUGUGAAUACUAUUUUGGAAGUUCACAAAAAAUAUAAUGCUUUAGUGUUAGUUGCAUUUAAUAACGAUAGCGGUUUUGUAGCAGCUUUAGAUAAGGCUUGUGGUCGAUUUAUAAAUACCAAUUCUGUAACUAAAGCAGCAAAUAGCAGUAGUAAAUCGCCAGAAUUAUUAGCAAAAUAUUGCGAUUUGUUACUUAAAAAAAGUAGUAAAAAUCCUGAAGAAGCUGAACUGGAAGACACUCUCAAUCAAGUUAUGGUGGUAUUCAAAUAUAUAGAAGACAAGGAUGUGUAUCAAAAGUUUUAUAGUAAAAUGCUUGCAAAAAGAUUAGUGCAACAUAUGUCUGCUAGUGAUGAUGCUGAAGCCUCUAUGAUUUCAAAACUCAAACAAGCUUGUGGAUUUGAAUAUACAUCGAAACUUCAGAGAAUGUUUCAGGAUAUAGGAGUUUCAAAAGACUUGAAUGAACACUUUCGAAGGCACCUUACCAAUUCAGCAGAACCAUUGGAUAUAGAUUUUAGUAUACAAGUCUUAUCAUCGGGUUCAUGGCCUUUUCAACAGUCAUUUACAUUUUCUUUACCAACAGAGUUGGAGAGAUCUGUUCAUAGAUUUACUACGUUUUAUAGUUCACAACAUAGUGGAAGAAAAUUGAAUUGGUUGUAUAAUAUGUCUAAAGGUGAACUCCUCACUAACUGCUUUAAAAAUCGAUAUACUCUUCAGGCUUCGACUUUUCAAAUGGCGGUUUUGCUGCAAUACAACACUUCAACAACUUGGUCAAUUCAACAAUUACACGAAUCCACUCAAAUAAAAAUGGAUUUCUUAUUACAGGUUAUUCAAAUUUUAUUAAAAGCUAAACUUCUAAUAACCAAUGAUGAUGAUUCUGAUUUAAGACCAUCAUCGACAGUAGAACUAUUCGCAGGAUAUAAAAAUAAAAAGUUAAGGGUAAACAUUAAUAUACCAAUGAAAACGGAAUUGAAAAUAGAGCAAGAAACGACACAUAAACACAUAGAAGAAGAUCGAAAACUGCUAAUUCAAGCAGCAAUCGUCAGGAUUAUGAAAAUGAGGAAAGUUUUGAAACAUCAGCAAUUAGUUGCAGAAGUUUUAAAUCAACUCAAUUCAAGGUUUAAGCCACGGGUGCAUGUUAUAAAGAAAUGUAUAGAUAUUUUAAUUGAAAAAGAAUAUUUGGAGCGCACGGAUGGCCAAAAAGAUACAUAUAGCUAUCUAGCGUGAUCUGACUUGAAGAGACGACUCAAACGAUACGAGCGUGAAAUAAUAUUAUACAAUAGUUAUUCACAUACCAUCAACUCAUUUUUGAGUUUCCAUUUUUAUUUAAAUGACAUUUUCUUUUAUUUUAUUAUUAUUAUUGCUAUUCUUCAUUGAGAACUGAAUUUCAGUUUGAACUAUAAUUCGUUUAUUCAUUCAUUAUUUAGUCACGUCGUGAAACAUUAUAAAUAAUUUUAUUAUAAUUUAUUGUUUGUUUUUCAGAAUGCUGAAUUAAAUCUAUAAUCAUGAUUCCUUCAUUUAAACUCCGAUUUUAUAAAGUCUUAAACGAUCUAGUGAAGUUGAUUAGCUUUUAUUUUAAAUUAUGAAUUAGCUUUAUUAGAUAUUAUAACGUUCUAUUAUAACUCUUUAAGUGUUAUAAAAAAUUAGAUAUUACUAUCAAGUUUGCGCGAUUAUGGUAUCGGCAUGACUUUAAGGCUGUAAUUAAUGUAUAAAGUUUCAAUUAAAAGAAAACGUCAUCGUCUAUUCUUACAUUUGUAAUCCAAAACUCGUCAUAGAUAAUAAUAAUUAUGUAAUUUACGAUAUAAAUGUUAAGAAAAGGAUAAAAAUUAAAUUUUCAAACAAAACCGUUAGUGUUCUAGUUUUCAUCUGGUUUUUUUUUCAUUGAUCAUACAAUUAUUCAGCUUGGUCUACGAAAGAUUAUUUUAUAUUUUCCAACAUAUUUUAUGAAACUGUCUUACCUGUUUAUUGCUUAUAUUUUAUGUAAAUUGAUAAACUAUGUGAUAUGUUUAUGUAUCAUCAAUUCUGAAUACUUGUAUAUUUAUUCCAUGUUUUAUCAUGUUUAGUAUUAUAUAAAUUGAAAAACGUAUUAAUUGACUGCAAAUACAUUUUUUUAUUCGCAGUCUAUUAUUGGUAUCAGUCUUUAUCUAUAAUAAAUAUAUAAUCAACAGCGACUUAUUUUACUUUAUAAAAAUAUUUUCUAUAGUUGGAGUAACAUAAUUAAUAUUGAAUCAGCGAACUGCUUUUUCUACAUUGAUUGACUAAAAAUAUUUAAUAUCUUCAGUUACGUUAAAUAGUUUAUUUGAUUUUGUAUGAAACUACAAAACAGGAUGCUCCAAAGUUGAUUACUCAUAAUCUGAGCAAUAAUAUUUACCAUUAUUAAUGUUUUCAAGUACCAAUUAUGUUUUACUUGUGCAAACCAUUGAAGUGCAGACAUCAAAGAUUUUCUUUUUCUACUAUGUAUACUAUAUACUAAUGUUGUCAAGCGUGCUUUGCGUGCUCACCUGUCAUUUGUAUUAAUAUUAAAUUUCAUACUUCAAUUAAAUCAAAAUUAUUAUAAAAUACAUUGCAUACAUAAAAUAGUUCUAUGCUUUGAUAUGCUUAUAAUAUCCGUCGAUAUUAAUUGGUAAAUAAAAAUCUAAUUACGUUGAUAUUUAAAGAUUUAGUUAUUAUUUUUAACUUAAUACCAUAGUAAAUCUUUAUUAGGUGUUAGUUAAGCUAUAGGUAACGGGCAGUGUCAAGUUCGUUUGUCCUUCUGUUUUUAUAUAAAUCUGAUAAUUUGUUUUAUAAACAAAAAAACUGGAACUCGGUUAUUCAGCUUCAACAUGACUGUCAAAUUUUAUCGAUUCAAACAUGAUAAUUUUGAGGAUAUUUUAUCAUGUAUAAGUUUCAUUCAAACAUUUUUUAAAUCAAUUACUGGACUAGAAGAGCCGAAGUUAUAGUUACAGUAUUUUAUUUUAUGAAAUAAUUUAUCAGUUUAUUGUUAAU